Messenger RNA from Brassica oleracea var. oleracea, 834 nucleotides. RefSeq lists its product as uncharacterized. The transcript has a single exon. NCBI's taxonomy places the organism in Eukaryota, Viridiplantae, Streptophyta, Magnoliopsida, Brassicales, Brassicaceae. The record is from RefSeq and is a predicted model, not a curated record. Bases 1 to 834 code for a protein of 277 amino acids.
AUGUUAACACACAAGCCACACUUAGAUCCAACACUUAUGGGAGAAGCAAAAAUUUUAGUGGAAGUUGAGUUGGAUAAACCAUUCCCAAAGCUAAUUGCUCUUGAUGACAAGCAAGGCAAUAUUUUUUUAGUAGAGGUUGAAUACUCUUGGAUUCCUACCGCUUGUGAUAGAUGUGGAGCAUUAGGCCAUAAGGAGAAAAUGUGCCUACAGCUUCCUAAUCCUCGUGAUGCUGCUCCUGUUACUAAGGAACCUCUUGACAGUAAUGAAGAGAUCCCGGUGGUUGAUAUAGUUACUUUGGUACAGAACUCAGCCAAUACACUUGUGGACCAUUUGGACCGUAAAUCAUGCUCCCCAUCUGCUCACCAAGCGCAUGAGACUCUAGGAGAGUCUUCGAUUGCAACACCUUCCGAGGUGGCUAUUGCCACUCCAUUCACCGAAUCACAUGAGGUACAUUCUACUUCUUGCUCAGAGAUUGAUGUCACUAUCCCUACAUUAGCAGAAGCAAGUGUUGCUCUCUCUUAUUCACCUAUUAUGGAAGUCAUUCCAUCACAAUCUAUCAUUUCAAAGGACCCUGAAUCUUUUAUAAAUGAGCAACAAAUUGUCCACACAGCUCAACACACCCACAUUCCACAACAAUUCUAUAGGGAACCGGAGACCCCGAUAACUUAUGAGAAAGGAUCUGGUUUUGAGGUGGUUGGUGCGUCCUCAAGUUAUAAUACAACUAGAGGUGGGAGGGCAAUAAAACCAACACAAAAAAUGCAAGAAAUGGAAUGGACGAACGUCGGUGGAAGAGGUAAAAAAGGUCAUCGUGGCCGAGGUUACAACAACCACUAG